Messenger RNA from Mytilus californianus (California mussel), 2992 nucleotides. RefSeq lists its product as uncharacterized. The transcript is spliced from 6 exons. The coding region runs from base 108 to 2414 and encodes 768 amino acids. NCBI's taxonomy places the organism in Eukaryota, Metazoa, Mollusca, Bivalvia, Mytilida, Mytilidae. The record is from RefSeq and is a predicted model, not a curated record.
AGAAUUUUAAAGUAAAAAAGUUUAGGUAUUCAGCAAGACAACAACUACACAAUACUGAUUUGUACUUCCUUCCUCAUAUUUAUGUACUUGCAGAAAGAUAUAAAAGAAUGGAACCAUUCAUUUCUCCAGAAAUGGAUGACUUUUUUUUACAUGAUGUUAUGUAUGGCAGUUCUGACAGUGAAGAAGAAAUUAUUUGUAUUUCCUGUGCGAGAGGACGGUUACGUCAGUCUGUUAUGAUGCCAAGACUUCCAAGUUAUAAAGUCAUUCAUAAAAAGAAGGUUGACUUUCAAAGGCAUUUGGGAGUGGCAGAAAGUGAAAUAAAGAAGAGAUCGCUAGGAAGAGGCAGAGCUAAAUGUAGACAGAUUGUAUCACAGAAUGUUCCUCCUGUUGGAAGGAGUGUAGAUUCAGCAUCUGAAAGUAGUGCAGAUGAAAGAAUAUAUCAUGUUGGCUUAUCACAUAGAAGUCCCAGCUGGAAAAAUGAAUUAAGGAAACCAAAGUCAAAACCUCUUAUUCUGACAUCAGAUUUUCCACAUUUGUCUGCAAAAUCUGAAAGUGAACAACAAACUCUUGAAGAAACAAGAAAAACUGUGGAUACCAAAAAUGGAACAAAUUUUAAAGAUAUGGCCAAAUUUCUCAUGGACUCUUGGAAGGACGAAUUUACUGAAGAGGCUCAGUUUGAAGAUGUAUCAUUUAAAGAUGACAGUUUAGAAAUGGACAGUAAUUCAUACAAGGAAAAUAAUAAAAAAAAAGAAGAUUAUCUGGAAAAUAAACAAAAUAUUGAAAUGAUCUCAGAUUUAAGACAGAAAACUGAUGAAUAUUUUAACAAACUUGAAGCAGAAAUGGACAACUUGAGUUUAGAGGAUUUUGAAAACAUUUCAGUAUCUGAAGCAUCUAACCGAGGAUUUUCUCAAAGUGCAAAAGAACCAGUUCCACCUUUAGUUGUAGAGGCUAAAGCACAAGGUGGAAUUUGGUAUUCUAGUGAUGAAAUUUACGUUUCUAACAGUAAAAAUGAUGAAACUUGGACAGAUUCUGAUGAUACAGAUGUGUCAGUUUCUACCGAGUCACUUUUACCAUGUGAUAAAUCUGAAACUACCUUGUCAACUAGCAACAAGGUUAAAGGUUGUGAUAUUCUACCUCAUGCCAAAUUUGAUCUCACAUUACCAGGUGAUGGUAUCGUUGAAGCUCAGGGAAAUGUGUCUAAUAAUGCCAUCAGUGGCAAUACUCAUUCCUCUUCUAGUCCUGAUAUUGAUCAUUCCUCUUCUAGUCCUGAUAUUGAUCAUUCCUCUUCUAGUCCUAAUAUUGAUCAUUCCACAUUGUCAUUAUCAAAAACUGAGAGUGAAAAUCAAAGAACUUCAGCUACUUCUGAUAAAGAUGAAAGUGAGAUUAGUGAAAGCUUUGAAAAGAUUAGUCGGAAAGGUAAAAAGAAGAAAAGAGAUGUAGUGAGAGCAAAAUGUUUUCAUAGUAAUUAUCCAGAUAUAAAUAAACACAACACUGACACAGAUCAAACUGAUAAACAAGUUAGCAACAAAUGCAAAAAGACUAAUUUGAGUCAAAUGGAUUCUAAUGCUUGCCAACAAAAUGGUCAUGGACCAUCAAAUCAUGCAGGUGUGUCAUGGAAAUUGAAUGGUGAUUCAGUUAUUCAGCUUGAUGGUCUUCCAGUAGAUUGUGACAUUUCUGUUUUACAAGAUCUUAUUGCUUCUUAUGGAACAGUGAAAGACUUUGAAAAGAAAGAAGGAUCACAGUGUUCAGCUGUUAGGUUCAGAUUAAAUAGCACAGAUGCAUGUGAAAUGGUUGUGUGUUGUCUAGACGAUACAGACAUUUUCCCAGACAUGAGGCAGACUAUUGUCAGUAAAAUACAUGUGAAAUUUGACGAGAAGGAGAUCCGUCUUGGUCCGUUUGAUGCAAAGUUCUUUACUUGUUGUUUUUUUACGGAACUUUUCAUGACAAAAGAUGAUCACACGGACUAUUAUUUAGUUGAUUUGUCUGGAUUAAAUUUCGAAAGUUUUCAGCAUCUUAGACAUAGAAUAAACUAUGGUGUGGCUCUUCCUACUACAAGAAAUCAACUUAUUUCAUUAGUGGAUGUAGCUGCAUAUUUGGGAAUAAUUGAGACAGAUUUUGAACAGUUAUUUCCAGAACUUGAUAUACGUAAAGAUAAUGGACAGGAAUUUGUUCCUUUGUUUCAUCGCCUUUUGUGCAAAGGUUACCAAUCCAUGGCACAAGCAUUGGGAAAGAGAGCAUUGAUACCGACUUUAUUAUUCCAGGAUCCUGCAAUAUCUUACAAUGUUUUCAAAAAGAAAUGCAGGAAUCAGAAAAAUCUCUUAAAAUGGAAAUGCAAAUAUGUAUAUCCUACAUGUCAAUGUCCUACAUGUGAAGUUGAAAAAUUAAAGCAUAUAGAGUACUUCCAGGGAGAUUAGAGAGGGCAUGUGCAAUGGUGUAAUUUGAAUUACAUAAUCACUAAUUACUUUUAAUUAUAAAAUAAAUUAUGAUAGGGCUCACACAAAUUGUUAAAAAGAAGAGGUCUAUUUUUAACCUGGGUCUAAUUCUUAAAUAUUGUUAUCAGAUACAGGAUAAAAACUUCAGUGAAAAUGGAUGGCCUUUCUCCUCAGGAACAUUAGAAAAAACAAAGUGCACAUGAAUUUGGAAAACUAAUUAACCCUAAAAAUAAAUAUGAAUUUUAGCAUAUUUAUCAUCAGACUUAUAUUCCACUACCCUAUUCUUAGGUAGAACAUAAGACAUGGAUUUAGGGCGAUUGUUCUUUAAUCAGUUAUACAUUUGUAAUAGACACAUGUUAAUGAAUCCUCUGUAAGCAUAUAUAAGAAACAAAAUUUAUAUUGUCUGUAUUGUUGAGAAGCUUAUUUAUGAACAUGGUUGAUGCAAGCGUACCAGCUAUGUUCCGUAACCUUGUUUACCUUUUUAAUUUUUUAUUAUUGAACAUUUUUAUUUUAUGUUUUUCAUGUAAUUUAUUUAUGUUUUUAAUAAAAGUUUUUUUUCA